AUGGGACUCUUUUCAACAGCACUUUCAAUUACAGCCGAUGCUGCAUUUAUAACUACUUCAUUGGCUGCUGUAAGACACUUUACAGGUUUCUCUGUACAUAGAGUAGCCAACCUAAUUAAAAAUGAUUCAGUAAAGAAGGCAGCUGUCGUUUACUUGAAUUCUGGUGAAUUCAUCUUUGAUAAAUCAUUGGAUAUCAUCAACAACAAGGUUCAAUCAAAUAACAACAAUAACAAUAACUCUUUACCACCAAAUCAACAAGAUAACAAUAACAAUAAUAAUAAUCAGAAUAACAAUACUACAACUAAUCCAUAUUCUAAAAAGAUUGAUAUCAAGAUUGAUUAA
Molecule: messenger RNA, 342 nt
Organism: Cavenderia fasciculata
Lineage: Eukaryota; Evosea; Eumycetozoa; Acytosteliales; Cavenderiaceae
Exons: 2
Coding region: 1-342 (113 amino acids)
Cellular component (GO): cytoplasm
Source: RefSeq, a predicted model, not a curated record